Polypterus senegalus (gray bichir) is the source of this 1002-nucleotide messenger RNA. RefSeq lists its product as uncharacterized. The transcript has 2 exons. The coding region runs from base 171 to 809 and encodes 212 amino acids. The record is from RefSeq and is a predicted model, not a curated record. NCBI's taxonomy places the organism in Eukaryota, Metazoa, Chordata, Cladistia, Polypteriformes, Polypteridae.
AUGAUAUUCUUAGAAAAAGGAAAGCCAGCAGUUUUGGAAUGAGAAAGAGAACAUCAACAAGCCCUGGAAUUAAAUAACAGAUAGGCAUAGCUGGCAGGAUUCGCUGUUCGAAAUGUCUGAAGAACAGAACCCAAAUACAGUGCAGGAGACCAUACUGAGACCUCCAGAACAUGCACCUGGAAGAAACGAGGACCCAACUUGCAAAGAUGGAGGCUCGGCUCGCUGUGGCAGAAGUGGGAAAACCGGAGGCUGCUCUACCUCUCCCUGCUCCGUUACUGACACUUUCGGAGGAGGAUGAUAUUGAGUCAUAUAUGCUAAUUUUUGAGCGUACCACUACACAUAAUCUUUGGCCAAAGACAGAGUGGACAUACAUACUUGCACCAUACCUGAAGGGUGAUGCGCAGCGGGCUUACUGCAAUCUCUCCGAGGAGGAGGCUGCCGAUUAUGACACUCUUAAAGGCGAGAUUUCCAAGUACUAUGGCAUCACCGUGGACCAGCCAACGAGGGAAUGGAGGCAGUGGAAAUUUGACCCUGAUAAGCCCAUAAAGACCCAGGCUUUUGAAUUCUGGAGGAAAACUAGGUGCUGGUUACGACUGGAUGUCAAUGCCAGACAGGUCGUAGAGCAGUUUGCCUGUGAGACCUUGGUUAAUUCCCUGCCUGACCAUUUUGCUCAGCAGGUCCGUAGACAAUCCUAUAGAAAUAUGGAUGCCCUUAUAGAGGUAAUCGAGCGACACUUGGUGAUCUCCAAGACUGAGAGGUCGGAUACAGACUGCUCGCCUAGCCCCACAGAGGCGUAUUGCUCAACCUGAGCCCUCCUGUCGCAGUACUGAGCCUCUGGUUAAGCCUAAAGAAAAACUGCCCAGUCCUCCCCACUGUUACAAGUGUGGGGAGCUGGGACAUAUCAUCCCUGCCUGUCCUCUUGGGGUCAAGCCAAUGGAUUGUUCCUGGGCACGUGGGGAAAGGUAUUGUGCUCUGUCUGUCCCUCAUACAGGAGUGGUUUUA